AUGAACAAUGCACCGGGAUCAGAGCAGCUUGAGCGGCAGGACAGGAGCCGACAGGAGGAGCAAAGGCACGACGAUGGUAGCGUCGGCAGUGAUAAGAGGCAGCGCGCUCAUCUGCGCACUCGCACUCGCACUCGCACUCGCGCUGGACUCGUCCGCUUGCUGCAACAUCUGAAACCGGAAAAGCAAGGCAUAGAGCCGCUAUCGCUAACGCUACCACGUCCACCUCAGAACAGCAGCGACAUUCUCCAACUCUUCUACCUCUGGUCCAGCGCAAAUCUCAACAUUCUCUCCUUCUCCACCGGCGCACUGGCGCCAACUCUGGGCUUGGAUAUGCGAUCCAGUCUGAUCUGCAUUCCGCUUUGGGUAGCCCUCUUCAGCUUGGUGCCCGCUUAUGUGGCCACGUUUGGACCGGCUACCGGUCUGAGACAGAUUGUGUUCUGUAGAUACUCUUGGGGCUACUACGCCACGGGCGUCAUCAUCGUGCUCAGCUGCGGUGAGUCGAAGUGGGUGGUCAAUUGUGAUGCACUACGAGGGUGUGAUCUCUCAAGUGCAACGCAUUCCCAGCGCCAUGCUUGCUGACAUGCUGAUAGCGCAUGCGCCUUUUGCACCGCUCAUAAUCAGCCACGCAGCUGGGCUACAGCAUUCUCAACACCAUCCUUGGAGGUCAGACUCUACGCGCCGCCUCUUCCUCCCUCUCCCUCUCCCUCAACGCCGGCAUCAUCCUCUCCGUCCUGCUCUCCCUCCUCAUCUCCUUUUCAGGCCUACACAUCCUCACCCUAUUCGAGCUUUACGCCUGGAUCGUUGUCUUGCCCGUCCUCAUCGCUUUGCCUGCUGUGGCCGGAACUGGAGCUGCGGGCCUGCACUUGCCGGUAGAAGUGCCGCUCACCACGCAGGAGAGAGCCAGAGCGGUCUUGGCUAUGGGAGCUGUGCUUGCUGGCUACGUCAUCACUUGGUCCGUGAGUGUCACCUAAUGCAACAGGCCAAGCGUGUCCGCGAAGAGCGCUGAGUGGAUGCCAAUCUGACUCUGGGACGGCGCAUUUCGCAUCGGGCUCCAUGGUUGAAAAAGACAAUGUCUUGUGGUGAGUGUCGUUCUGACCAAGGAGCCGCACGAGCACGAGCCCCAAACGCUUACUCCAUGACGAUGGUCGGCUGAUGCAUCUUUCUGCAGACGUCACGCGACACUUGCGUCCAAGCACCCCGCGUCGCCUCCUCUUUCUCUCCGUCUACCUCGGUUUUCUCCUCUCCACCGCUCUGACGAUGGUGCUAGGGGCCUCAUUUGCGCACGCUUCUCAAGACAUUCCAAUCUGGUCCGAAGCUCUAUCCAUCUCUUCAGGACAACUCGUGCGCGUUGCGCUCAAGGACGGAGCGGGGGCUAGGUUCGCCAAUGUCAUCCUAGCGCUCAGCACGGUGGGCAAUGUGGCGCUCACUUUUUAUUCGUUUGGAUUGAGCUUUAUGAGCUUGCCCCGAGUGUCGCUGGGCAGAACGAUGGGGAGCAAGGUCGAGUCGAAGCGCGACGAGCGGAUGGAGAGGGAGGAAGCAAGAGACCAUGCUGGCAAAGAUCAAAGCCAUCAGGCCUCGUCAACUUCCGAAGCGGACGCGUCACUGGCAAAAAGAGCGACAAGGCUGAUGAAGCGCCUGCAGCAUCAGCUUCCUCGUUUCAUCUAUCCCGUCCUCGCCACUGCUAUCGUUCUGCCCCUCUCCAUCGUGGGAGCUAAUCAGUUCAGUCAGACAUUGACCAACUUUUUGAGCAUCAUUGGCUAUUGGGCUGCUCCUUUUUGCGCGACCCUACUUAUGGAACAUUGGAUAUUCAAGAUGCCCGAUGCUAGGCGACGAGCGAGAGGCAGGCUUGUGGAGCACGUGGGGGAGCGCGCGCUGGGGCAAGAGAGCAAGCCGUCGUGGCAGGUGCCAGCAGGACAAGACCAGAGUGAGAGCGCCGCAGCGGAUCAGAACGAGUCUGGGAGCGCGAAUCACAAUCACGAUGCGCAGAUGCGGGAGGCGGAGGUGGAAGCGGAUAGUCUGGAUGCACCAUUAGCACUGGCCUACCCUCAAAGCAUCUAUGCAAAUCCCAACAAACUGCCGACCGGACUCGCUGCGCUAGCCACUUCCGUACUGAGCGUGGCGAUCAUGGUUCCCUGCAUGGACCAGGUCUGGUUUGCUGGACCAUUAGCACGACGAUCUGGAGAUUUGGCUUUCGAGGUCGGCUUUGCUCUCUCGAUUGUGCUUUAUCCGCCCAUCAGAUUGGUGGAUAGGCAUUGCUUUGGUAGAUAG
Molecule: messenger RNA, 2268 nt
Organism: Ceraceosorus bombacis
Lineage: Eukaryota; Fungi; Basidiomycota; Exobasidiomycetes; Ceraceosorales; Ceraceosoraceae
Source: the annotation of a GenBank genome assembly